CGGCAUACCAUUUUGCAAACUUUCUUUUCAUUGGUCAAUUACUUUGAGGCGGUCCCGCUGCAUUCCUUUAGUUUUUAAGACAAAAUGGGGAAGUUUAUCAUAUAAGAGUUCUCAAACAUUGUAAUAAGUACUUUUUAAAUCCUCUAUUAGUUGAGAGUUGUUACAACAUUUGUAGUUCUAUUCUGAUAAUUUAAAUUCACCUGAAAUUUCUAGAACCAUUCAGAUUCUCAUUGACCAAUCAGAGAACGGCUCUCAACCGGCAUUAAUUUCCUUUAAUUUUUCAUGCUUUCUAGAAACUUCAAGAAUUCAAUGGAAAUACUGGAAAUAUUAACUAAUUACGAGACAAUCAGACUAAUUUAACACAAACUGCUAGUACCAAGAACAUUAUACGCAAACACGAUAUAGUUUGAAGAGUCAAAUUCUUAAACAAACUCACUACUUUCCGAGGAACAAAAUUUGAAAAAUCUGAUCUGUAAGGAAACGUGAAGAAAGGACUCGAAAGAUUGUUGUAGAAUUAUUUCUAGAAUUAUUUAUAACUCUAUCACAAUUAAACAAUGGCUGUUGUUGGAUUUGAUUUUGGAUACCAGUCAUGUUUCAUCGCAGUGGCGAGACAGGGCGGAAUCGAGACAAUUGCCAAUGAAUACAGUGAUCGCACCACUCCAGCAUAUGUAUCAUUUAUGGAGAAGAACCGUGCCAUGGGCGUUUCUGCCAAGAACCAGCAGAUGGCCAACAUGAAAAACACCAUAUUUGGAUGGAAGAAAAUGAUUGGUCGGAAUUAUACAGACCCCAUAACACAACAGGAAAAGGGUCUUUUGCCAUUUGAGAUAGUACAAACAGAGAAUGAUGGGAUCGGCAUUAAGGUGCAAUAUCUUGGUGAGACACAAGUGUUUAAUCCUGAACAAAUCACCGCAAUGUUGUUCACAAAACUGAAAGAAACGGCAGAAUUGAAUCUGAAAGUGAAAUGCAAAGAUGUUGUGAUCUCCGUGCCAACCUACUUUACUGAUACUCAACGUAGAGCCCUUCUCGACGCAGCCCAACUCGCAGGUCUUAAUUGCUUGAGACUGAUGAAUGAUACAACGGCAGCUGCACUAGCCUAUGGUAUUUACAAACAGGAUUUGCCAGAUGAAAAAGAGAAAUCACGAAAUGUUAUCUUUGUUGACAUGGGACAUUCUGACACGCAGGUUUCAGCUGUGGCGUUUAAUAAAGGGAAAUUAAAGAUGUUAGCUACAGCGUCAGACCCAAGUCUUGGAGGACGUGAUUUGGAUAGAAUCCUAGCGCUGUACUUCGCAGAGGACUUCAAAAAACGUUAUAAGAUUGAUGCCACUCAGAAACCUAGAGCAUUUGCCAGACUUCUUAAUGAAUGUGAGAAACUGAAAAAAUUGAUGAGCGCAAACUCGACCUCCAUUCCAAUCAACAUUGAGUGUUUUAUGGAAGAUAAGGACGUCAGUGGACGGAUGGAAAGGUCCACACUUGAGGAGCUGGCUGCUGGACAAUUUGCCAGAUUUGAAGAUGUCUUGCGGGCAGUUUUAGACAAUGCUAACCUCAAGCCGGCAGAUAUAGAUGCUGUAGAAGUAAUAGGUGGCAGCACUAGGGUCCCCGCUGUCAAGGAAACAGUACAGAAAGUGUUUGAAAAGGAGUAUAGCACAACAUUGAACGCAGACGAGGCUGUGGCUAGAGGAUGUGCUUUACAGUGUGCCAUAUUGUCACCCACGUUCCGAGUGAGAGACUUCUCCAUAACGGACUGCCAGCCCUACGCAAUCACUCUCACCUGGCAGGGUGCCAUAGAGGAAUCCAGCGACCUUGAGGUCUUCCCAAGAUACCAUGCUAUUCCAUUCUCCAAAAUGUUGACGUUUUUCCGUAAAGAACCUUUCAAUGUUGAGGCUCGUUAUAGCCAUCCCAGUGACAUUCCUUACCCUAGUCCAGUCUUAGGGCAAUUUGCCAUAAAGGACAUCAAGCCACAGGCUGAUGGAGAGAGCAGUAAGGUCAAAGUAAAGGUGCGUGUGAACAUCCAUGGAGUAUUCACAGUAGCACAAGCCUCAUUGGUGGAGAAACUUCCUCAAAAGGAGGAAGAAGAAAUGGAGAUUGACCAGAAACUGGAAACAGAGAAUAAUGGCAAACAAACAGAACAGAAUGACACAGCAGCUACAGAUGGGGGAGAACUUAAUGAUGUGAAACCUGCUGGGGAGGAACCCAUGCAGACUGAGGCUGCACAGACUAAGAAUGAGACUCCUAAAGAGAAUGAUGCAGAUGCAGCUACUAAGAAAAAUGAAAAUGCUGAGGAAAAACAGGAGAAUAAAGAAGAAGAUAAGGACAAGAAAGGGGAAGAGAAGAAAAAGAAGAAGAGCAUAAAGAUGAUAGAUCUCCCAGUGGAAGCCAGGGUUCCUGGGCUCAGCAGAGACCAGAUCAACAGUUUCUUUGAGACAGAGAAUAACUUCAUAGCACAGGACAAACUGGAGAAGGAGAGGAUUGAUUCAAAGAAUGCAGUGGAGGAAUAUGUAUAUGAGAUGAGAGAUAAACUAUAUGGACCUCUAGAACAAUAUAUUAGUGAAGCUGAUAAAGAAAAAUUCACAGCAAUGUUAUCGCAGACUGAAGAUUGGUUGUACGAUGAAGGUGAAGAUUGCAACAAACAGGUGUACCUUGACAAAUUAACAGAACUCAAGAAAAUUGGCGACCCAGUGGUGCGACGGAAUUAUGAGGCUCAGUGUCGUCCAGCAGCUUUUGAUGAACUUGGUCGCUCACUUCAGAUUAUUAGGAAAGCUCUCGACUUAUAUGCAAAUAAGGAUGAGAAGUAUGACCAUAUAGACCAGAAGGACAUGGACAAGGUCUCUAAAGCUCUUCAGGAAAAGAGUGCAUGGUUUGAGAAACAGAUGAACCUCCAAUCCAAGAAAGCUCUCACUGAAGAUCCUUUAGUACUAACUCAACAAAUUAGGAAUGAACGCCAGGCACUUGAGACAAUAUGUAACCCAAUACUUAGCAAACCCAAGCCAAAGGUGGAGCCGCCAAAGGAGGAGAAAAAGAAGGAAGGGGAAGGGAAGGGGGAUGCAGAAAAGAUGGAACAGUCAAAUGGGGAGGGCAAGACAGAAACUGAAAAAAAAGAUGAAGCUGAUAUGGAUUUAGAUUGAUGAGAAUUAGACAAUUCAUAUAAUAAUAGUAUAUAAAUGGAUAUUUAUUUCAAGUGUUAUAUUUCUAAAUGAGUAUAACAAGAUUCGAAGUUGUAUGUAUUACGUCAUGUAAUAAC
Messenger RNA from Owenia fusiformis, 3238 nucleotides. NCBI's taxonomy places the organism in Eukaryota, Metazoa, Annelida, Polychaeta, Sabellida, Oweniidae. The record is from the annotation of a GenBank genome assembly.